This is a messenger RNA of Seminavis robusta, 1212 nucleotides long. NCBI's taxonomy places the organism in Eukaryota, Bacillariophyta, Bacillariophyceae, Naviculales, Naviculaceae. The record is from the annotation of a GenBank genome assembly.
AUGAAGUUCUCUAGCGCAGUCCUCCUUCUAUCACUCGCCGGUGUCGGGGCGUUUUCUCCCAACGCCGGUGUUUCACAGCAACAGCCAUCACACCUGUUCAGUGCUGUGGCCGAUGAGAAAGCGUCUUCCAGCAGCAGUGACAAAAAGACUCAGGAUCCUCUCUUGAUCCGUGCCGCCAAGGGCGAAAAAACCGAGCGAGCUCCAGUUUGGAUGAUGCGACAGGCUGGUCGUCACAUGAAGAUUUACAGAGAUCUUUGCAAGACACAUACCACCUUUCGUCAACGCUCUGAAAUUCCCGAAGUGGCCGUCGAAAUUUCUCUGCAGCCGUAUGAGGCCUACAAGACAGAUGGAUGCAUUUUGUUUUCCGACAUUUUGACUCCCUUUCCUGGAAUGGGAAUGGACUUUACCAUUGACGAAAAACUAGGACCCAUCAUGCCCACUAUCCGAAGCUGGGAGGAUUUGAAGCAGUUGCACGCCAUUGACCCUGAUGGUGCCUGCCCAUUCGUCGGCGAAGCCUUGCGCACUCUUCGCAAGGAAGUAGACCCCGAAACUGCCGUGUUGGGAUUUGUGGGAUGCCCCUACACCUUGGCCACUUACUUGGUCGAAGGAAAGACUUCCCGUGAUUACAUGGAAAUCAAGAAAAUGGCAUGGACCGAACCUGAUUUGUUGCAUGCCAUGCUCAAGCAAUUGGCCGAUAACUUGGGUGACUACGCCUGCUACCAAAUCGAAAACGGUGCCCAAUUGAUCCAAAUCUUUGAUUCCUGGGCUGGCCACUUGUCCCCUCGUGAUUACGAUACCUUUGCUGCACCUUACCAAAAAAUGGUCUUGGACAAGAUCAAGGCCACGCACCCCGAAAUUCCCACAGUGAUCUACAUCAAGCAUUCGGGUGCUCUGAUUGAACGCAUGGCUUCGACUGGUGUUGAUGUUGUGUCGUUGGAUUGGACUGUGGAUAUGGCCGAAGGAAGACAACGAGUUGCGAAUGGACGCAAGGCAGCGGGCCUCGAUGGUCCUGGAGGAGUGCAAGGAAACUUGGAUCCUGGUAUUUUGUAUGGAAGCCAUGAAACCAUCAAGGAACGAGCCGAAGAAAUCCUGAAAAAGGCCGGAGACACUGGACACGUCAUGAACUUGGGACAUGGUAUUGAAGCCACCACUCCUGAAGAGAACGCCAAGUUCUUCGUUGACACCGUCAAGAGCUACCGUCACGAGGCAUAA